UCUUGGGCGUUUGAAGGAGCGGUGGCGGGCUGGGCUGCGCGUCUUGCAUGUCAAAAGGGCGGCGCCGACCCCCGCGACGAGUGCCACGCUGGGCAUCUGCUAUGGGCACCGUGCCCUUCGCUGCCGUCGAGGUGAAAAUGCAGGACACAGGGUGCUGUACUUAAAGGGCUUGGUGGUCCAGGUGCGCGGGAGCCGUGGGACGGAAGGAUUAUGGCUGAACAGCAGUUCUGCCUACGGUGGAACAACUUCCAGGCCAAUAUUGUAUCAUCAUUUGAAGCUCUACUAGAUAGAGAAGAAUUUGUAGACGUUACACUCACAGCAGAGGGAAAAUCGUUGAAAGCACACAGGGUUCUCCUAUCAGCAUGCAGCCCAUACUUCAGAGACUUGUUCCGGGAUUUACCUGCCCAUCAGCAUCCAGUCAUAGUGUUGCGUGAUACAAGUUUUUUAGAGUUAAAAUCCCUAUUGAGCUUCAUAUACCAUGGAGAAGUUAACGUAUCUCAAGAAAGAUUGGGGCUCCUUCUCAAAACAGCUGAGGCCCUCAGAAUUAAAGGACUUGCUCAAGACAAGAGAUCUAGUGAUAUUGAACAGUUUGGGAGCCUUACCAGUAGUCCUGAGAAGGAGCCAGAAGAGGGCCUGGACAGAGGGGAGCGCCGUGGAGGGGGUCCUGGGUCCCCUGCACUAAGUCUUGCCUUCUCUGGGGUGGGCGGGUCAGUCCUGGCCCCCGUCAAUCCUCUCGUUCCCCUGGAGCCACCAAGCCACAAGCCACCACACCUUUUGCACUCACCACCAGCAAAGCGACGUAAACCCCUCCAUUCACCACUUGGAGGGCCCCAUAUACCCACUCCACCACCACAACGAGAUAAUUCUAUUUCACAAGUGCAACCUGUUACCUCCACUGCCUCACUUGAUGAUGAUAAGUCUAGAGUUAUCAACUUGACUAUGGGUGCCUGCAACUCUGGCAGUGGAGGUUCACCAUCCCCCAGGCUAGUACCCAAGACGGAGUUAAAUUUAUCUGAGGAGGAUGGACCAGGUAGAGGCAGCAGUGGUGGUGGUGGGGGGGAGGGCAGUAGUGACCAUGAGGUUGAGGAGCCACAUGAAGAUGACUCUGUAGACCAUGAUUUGUCUAAUACCACGGCUCCAGACCUGCAUGGACUGCCACAACACCUCUCAGCAGCAGUACAAAACUUUGUGCCAUAUGCAGCAGCAGCCGCAGCAGCAGCAGGAUCCUCGCAGCUGGAGACCUUCCCGGGGCCAUCAGCGAAUCUGUCACAGCGAGGGAAAGGAAAGUUUACAAGCGAUGGAUAUAUCUAUAUUUUUGACAAAGUCGGUGCUGAUCAAGUCACAGAAUUUUGGAGAUGUGAAAAGAGGCGGCAGUGCAAAGCAAGAGUUCAUGUAAAGGAUGGAGAAAUUGUCAAAUUUAUCAGUGUUCAUUCACACGCAGCUGACGCAGCUCAAGUGGUAAAGCAAGAAACUAUUACGAAGUUAAAAUCUCGGGCUGCUGAAACGGUGGAACAAACUAAUCAAGUUAUCAACGAAUGUGUAGGAAAUCUGACACAAGCAUGUCAAGGAGUCCUGCCCACUCACGGUGCUCUACGCAAACUUGUGCGAAGGAAAAGAAAGGAGGUCAGAGCAUAUCCUGCUAAUCCUACUAAUCUAGAAAACCAACAAUAAUUUUACUAACAACAUAACUUUUCAUAGAUUUUUGCAUAUGUAUCUUUUAUUAUUUUAUUCCAAUAAAGUACUUCAUAAAGAAAUUUUAA
This is a messenger RNA of Homarus americanus (American lobster), 1760 nucleotides long. Its product is annotated as protein tramtrack, beta isoform-like. NCBI's taxonomy places the organism in Eukaryota, Metazoa, Arthropoda, Malacostraca, Decapoda, Nephropidae. Gene Ontology annotation, cellular component: nucleus. Bases 211 to 1671 code for a protein of 486 amino acids. Gene Ontology annotation, molecular function: protein binding. Gene Ontology annotation, biological process: regulation of transcription by RNA polymerase II. The transcript is spliced from 6 exons. The record is from RefSeq and is a predicted model, not a curated record.